AUGCCUCGAAUAUCUCCAUCGCUGCUAAAAAAGGCCUCGAGUAUACGGCCCGGCUUGCACCUUUUGCUCCCUGAGUGUAGAAGUCUCCAACAAGCCACACUCGAGUACAAAUGGCUUAGUGAAGAACUGCCUCCAGAAAAAUCCAUCCUGUGGGCCUGUUUACAGAGAUACAACCAUGUCCCAUUACAGUACAUCUUGGGUUCGCAACCAUUUGGUACUUUGGACAUUAUCUGUAAGCCAGGUGUUCUUAUACCAAGAUGGGAAACUGAGGAAUGGGUGAUGGAGCUAAUAACAACUAUAAACAAUUCAACACUCUUCAACCAUGAGACUCCUUUGCAUAUUUGUGAUACCUGUACUGGAACAGGGUGUAUUGCUCUUGCUUUGAAUCAUGGUAUACCGAAUUCUACCUUCACAGCCAUUGAUAUCUCGAAGAAAGCGAUUGACUUGGUCAAACUAAAUAUACUAAAGAACAAAGUGGGCAAAGGCAGGCUUAUACAACGAAAUAUAUUAACUUCAACCCCUAGCAAUGUCCCUCCACUUCAUAUAGACAUACUUACUGGCAAUCCUCCCUAUAUUCGAAAGCGUGAUUUUAACAGAGAUGUCAAGACCUCUGUAAGGCUGUUCGAACCGAAACUAGCACUAGUGGGUGAGCUUGAAUUUUAUCAAAAUCUAGUAGAACACUGGCUAUCAAAAACCGAUUCCUUCUUUUAUGAGAUUGGCGAUACUGGUCAGUUUGAUUAUGUAGAAACUCGUAUUAAAAGCGAUUCUAAGCUGAGCCAAAGUUGGUCCAUCGGCUUGAAAUAUGACUCUAAUGGUAAACCAAGGGUUGUAUAUGGGUUCAAAAACAACUCCAAAGGAGCCAGGUUACUUCCGCUCUUUGAAAAUUUUGGGACAUUGAAGCAUCUUGCAACUACUGAGACUGGAGCUAAGUAG
Molecule: messenger RNA, 933 nt
Organism: Saccharomyces eubayanus
Lineage: Eukaryota; Fungi; Ascomycota; Saccharomycetes; Saccharomycetales; Saccharomycetaceae
Gene: MTQ1
Product: S-adenosylmethionine-dependent methyltransferase
Exons: 1
Coding region: 1-933 (310 amino acids)
Biological process (GO): protein methylation
Cellular component (GO): mitochondrion
Molecular function (GO): protein methyltransferase activity
Source: RefSeq, a predicted model, not a curated record